AUGAUGAUAUCCGAUCUUCCACUGGAUUUAGAAUCAGAAAUUCUCUCUAGGGUUACGGCCAAGACUCUAAGCCAUAUUCGAUUUACUUGCAAACGAUGGUCCACCAACACCAGUAAGUACCGUAGACUCGUGGACCUCGUGGUAUGGAACCCUAGUACUGGUCAAACCAGGUGGAUCCAACGCAACAGAGGUCAUCGUUACACAGAUAAGUAUUUUCUAGGAUACGAGAAGAACAAAUCAUCUACCGGUAGCUACAAAAUCGUUGGAUUUAACUCUGAUUACGCUAACGCGAAAGAGGCCGUUGCUAGGAUUGAAAUAUAUGAAUCUAACUCUGAUGCAUGGAGGGUUGUUGAUGACGUAAGUGACUGGUACACGUGGUUCAAUGUUUCUCUUGGUGUGUGUGUGUCUUUGAAGGGAAAUACAUAUUGGUUUGAUUAUUAUUAUCAUUAUAAAGAAGAGUAUGCAGUUAGUUCCAUACUCAUGUUUGAUUUCACAACAGAGAGACUUGGACGUCUGUCUCUUCCUUUUCACACUCAUAAUUAUGGUGAUGAGACUGUGGUUCUGUCAGCUGUCAGAGAAGAGAAACUUGCGUUGUUGAGGUUUGAUAGAGUUUCAUUAGAGAUGAAGAUAUGGGUGACGACCAACACUAAGAUUGAUGAAGCCAAAGACUUGUCGUGGGGCGAUUUCUUAGUAGUGGAUUUCGGUAAACUUGAGAUAGAAAGUAUGAAGGGUAAGGUCAGUUUCUUGGUUGUGGACAAGGAGAAGAAAAUGGUCGUCUGUUGUGAUACUGCGAUGGGCGAUUAUGAUGAUGAUGAUGAAGAACAUACCAGAAUUUUCAUUGUUGGAGAGAAUAUGCAUAAACAAGUUUAUAAAGAGACUACAAAGAGAUCACAGUAUGAUCGGCCAUUUCUCCUCAGUUAUGUUCCAAGUUUGGUUCAAAUUCACCAACUGGAGGCAAAAGAAAAAAGUGAUUAG
This is a messenger RNA of Microthlaspi erraticum, 975 nucleotides long. The record is from the annotation of a GenBank genome assembly. NCBI's taxonomy places the organism in Eukaryota, Viridiplantae, Streptophyta, Magnoliopsida, Brassicales, Brassicaceae.